This is a messenger RNA of Ectocarpus sp. CCAP 1310/34, 714 nucleotides long. Lineage: Eukaryota; Phaeophyceae; Ectocarpales; Ectocarpaceae. The record is from the annotation of a GenBank genome assembly.
AUGUGCGAUGGCGGAAUUGUCGGCAUUCAGGCAAGCGAUGUGUGCUGCUCCGCAAGCUGCGGGUCUUGCGGAGGUUCCGGGUGCACUAGCAGAGACGGUGGAUCGGAAUCCUGCUGUGGUGGCGGAGUCAGGGCUUCCGGUCGAUACUGCUCCAUUACGGGAGAAGCACCCUGCUUGGCCAACGCGGGGAUGAACGAGUGGGAGGCGACAUGGUCAAACCCCUCGACAAAGGUGACGAGGCGUCACUGCUGACUUCCUGCGUACCUCUUGCACGUGCACGUGAGGUAGGGACCACGACUACGACCAGGCUGGAGCUGGUGCCGGAGUCGCUCUCGUCUCCGGUCGCACUGCUGUCCAUGCAACCACUCAGGGACGCCCCCUCCUCCUUCUCCUCCUGCCCACUCACAGACGGCCGGGCUUUUGCCGCCUGGGCUCCUGCCGCCUCGCGCUGAGUCGCGAUCCUCUCCCCUCCUCCAGAGGACCUCCUACCUCGAUCAAAGAUGAUCAAGUUCAGAAAAAAACGCAAGCUGCUUUUCCGCCGCACGCGGGCACCAAGAACCUUCUCGCGCGCCCGAAUACUGACCCAACAACUGCACACACGUUGCUGUGAAAGAAACCCCAGUCUCCGCUGCUCAGCCUUCUGCGCAGGGAGCGCUUGAUUGCGUGUGCUCGUACGUGCCGCUUCGUCCCGUCCUCGACGGAAAAAGUUGCCGG